CUGGACGUCUGUUGGCCGCGCAGGUGCCACGUCGGCGGCUCAGGGAGGCCCGGCGGCUCUCCCCAGGCCUUCCGCUCCACGGCGGUGGGAGCCUGCUCCCGCUUCCUGUCCCAGCUAGCUGGCCUCCUCCUCCUCCGAGGCCUGCGCCCAUGCUGCCGGCCGCCUCCCUGGCUCCUGACCUCCUGACCUUCUGACCCCUGCCACCUUCUGCCCUCCGUGUGGAAGGUACCAGAUUUGGGCCUCGACCCGCAGCUCAGGUGGUAGGAUCACCAGCUCCAUUCCACAGUUCUUUCCAGGACAGAACGUCCCAUGGUUUGCAGAUGGCCAGGCCCCAGAAGACUCUGCUGCCCCUCCCUCGGAGAGAAGGGGUCCAGGCAGCCACCACCGUGCCCAUCCUCUUGCCUAACCUGAAGUGCAGCUUCUUCGACCAUCCCAUGAACCGGGGGCUCCUCUGCCCUGUCCGGCGGCCCUACAGUCCCUCCUCGGCUCUGACACCCAGUCAGCCAAAGAAGCCCAAGAUGCAGGUGCCUGGGGACAUGUUCCCUACCGACUGGAGCCCACCACCUAUAGAGUUCCUAAACCCGAGGGUACUGCAGGCUGGCCAGGAGGCCCCAGCCCAGAGGUGGGUGGCAGUGGGCCCCCAGGGCCCGAGGAGACUGGCCCGCCAGCCGUCCAAAGAGUUGGAGCAGGAACGCCCGGACUCACUGAAGGAGCUGUUCUGCAACAUGGCAGGUCUGUGCCAGCAGGCUGUGGCCCCAAAGGUGGAUGUCCAUGCCCCGUUCGCCUCUGGGGGCUCAGAGGCGAGCUAUGUCAACAGUUUGGAUUACUUACUGCAAGAGAAGAGGCAACAGACCCUGGAGCAGGAGCGAGAGAAGCUGCUUCUGCGGGACUGUCUCAAUCUCAACUCGUUGCAUUUUGAUGAAGAUGAAGUAUCUCUCACACCUGAGCAUAGGAUGCUGGUGGAGAGGUUCUCCUUGCCAAAGCAGGUCAUCCCGCCAGUACAUCCAGGCGAGACUGUGUUUCUGCCCAGAAGUCUUGCCCUGCCUUGCAUCCUGGACUCUUCACGCCUAAAACCACGAAACCACCUGGAAGGGCUGUUUCUCAGCUCCCCGCUGGCCCAGCAGCUCUCCCUUCUGCGCAGCGGCCUCUUGAGCACACUCUACCUGCACGCGCCCGACUGCCCGGUGCCCCUGCUCCAGUGGCUGUUCCAGCUGCUGACAUGGCCUCCAGAAACUUCUUCAGGAGCCUUUGGUCUCCUGUGGGAUCUCAGCGUGGAUGGGCUCUUCUGUCAGUCUGAGGAAGACAUGCGCCUGUGGUGCCCCUCGCUGCAGGAGGUCAUGGAGGCAUUUCACAGCCUGGGAGCCCACAUCCCUGCUCUGUGCCCCCUGGGGCCCUUUCAGCAUGGCAGCAGAAUGCUUAGAAGUGAGGCUGGCCUUAGCGGAAAUGAGCAGCAGGACACUCCCCAGGAGGCUGCCUUGGACAUUAGUCUGAGCUACAUCUAUAAGUUCCUCGCACUGUGUGCCCUGGCCCAGCCGGGGGCCUACACUGACGGGAGCCUCGUGGGCCUGAUUGAGCUGCUGUGUCGUGCAGGCCUGGAUGUGGGGCUCCGACUGCUGCCUAAGGCCGACCUCCAGCAGCUCCUGCUCCUGCUCCUGGAGAACAUCCGGGAGUGGCCGGGGAAGCUCCAGCAGCUGUGCCGCACCCUGAGCCAGGCGUCAGACCACCACCACAACCUGCUGGCACUCGUGCAGCUCUUCCUGGACGUGACCUCCCGCAGCAGGCAGCUUCGGAGCCAGCUCAGCCUUGUGGUCAUUGCGCGAAUGUUGGGCCAGCAAGAGACGCUCCCUCUCUGGCAAGAGAAGACCCAGCUGUCCUCACUCAGCCAGCUCCUGAGCCUCAUGAGGCCAUCAUCCCUCGGGCAGUACCUGGGCUCUGAUUCCCUGCCACCCUGCCAGAAACAACAGCCAAAGGCCAAUGCCGAGCUAGACUACAAGGCCUGCUACCUGUGCCACAGCCUCCUGACACUGGCCGGGGUGGUGGUCAGCUGCCAGGACAUUACUCCAGACCAGUGGGGCGAGCUGCAGCUGCUGUGCAUGCAGCUGGACCGCCACAUCAGCACCCAUAUCAGGGAGAGCCCCCGGGCCAUGCACCGCACCAGACUCAAGGACUUGGCUGCCCAGACCUACAUCCGUUGGCAGGAGCUGCUGGCCCACUGCCAGCCCCAGGCCCAGUACUUUAGCCCCUGGAAAGACACCUAAAGGAGCAGGGUUGGGACAGCCCAGGGCUCUGGGCUUCAGCAGGCGGUGACCAGCGCUCAGGGAACUGGAAGAAGCGAAAAAUCAAGGCCAGAGGAGAGCCAGAUGCUGACCAGCCUGAUGAAGCAAGAGCCUGCUCCGCCCCUGCCCCUGCCCCUGCCCGCCCCCUGCCAGGGAUGCCUCUCCCUGCCUGGCCCACCCUCAGCUCUCCUCCCCUCCCAGCCAUCUCCUCUUCCCUAAGGCCUUUGUCUCCAUAGCUCUGGUUUCCCUGGGCCUCCUGGGCCCUCCUGGGCCUCAGUCCUCCCCACCCUCCUUCCUCCCUCGCUCUGUCACUAAUGUGAGGUUUCUUUGUGCACAUUAAAGUCUUAUUUCAGCAUCA
Microcebus murinus (gray mouse lemur) is the source of this 2634-nucleotide messenger RNA. The record is from RefSeq and is a predicted model, not a curated record. Lineage: Eukaryota; Metazoa; Chordata; Mammalia; Primates; Cheirogaleidae.